Rubroshorea leprosula is the source of this 2863-nucleotide messenger RNA. The record is from the annotation of a GenBank genome assembly. Lineage: Eukaryota; Viridiplantae; Streptophyta; Magnoliopsida; Malvales; Dipterocarpaceae.
CUCUCUCUCUCACAUAAAUCUGCAAUCAGGUAGAAAACCCCAACACGUUAAGAGUUUCGCCGACGUUGUCCCAACUCCGUCAGCUCAGAACUACUUCCGUUGCUUCCCAUCUCAAUCUCAGAUCAUUCAGAGUAAUUGCUACAAUGGGAAAGAAAAACAAGGAGGAUAUUGGUGCAACCACAAAGGUUAAGGGAAGCAGCAAAGAUGUUUCUAAAGAUGGGAAGAAAGAAAAGUUCUCAGUCUCAGCCAUGCUUGCCAGCAUGGACCAGAAACCUGAUAAACCUAAGAAGGGUUCAUCCUCUUCAACUGCUACCUCUGUUAAACCCAAGCCAAAGGCUGUUUCAUCUUAUACUGAUGGGAUUGACCUUCCACCCUCUGAUGAUGAGGAUGACAUUUAUGGAUCUGAGGAAGAGCAACAACAGCCUGACCUCAAGAAACAAGUUGAUAGACAGCAGAGGAAUGACCUCAAACCACUUGGUACCUCUGUAACUGACAAGGAAUUGAAGAAAAGAGAAAAGAAGGAAAUGCUUGCCGCUCAAGCUGCAGAGCAUGCAAAACAGGAGGCCCUUAAAGAUGAUCGUGAUGCUUUCACUGUUGUUAUUGGUAGUCGUGCUUCUGUCCUUGAUGGUGAGGAUGAAGGAGAUGCCAAUGUUAGAGACAUAACAAUAGAUAAUUUCUCUGUAUCUGCUCGUGGGAAAGAACUUCUAAAGAAUGCAUCAGUGAAGAUAUCUCACGGGAAGAGAUAUGGUUUGGUUGGGCCAAAUGGUAUGGGAAAGUCGACUCUGUUGAAGCUUCUUGCUUGGAGGAAGAUUCCAGUGCCAAAAAAUAUUGAUGUGCUUCUGGUUGAACAAGAGGUGGUUGGUGAUGACCGAACUGCUCUUCAGGCAGUUGUUUCUGCUAAUGAAGAGCUGGUCAAACUCCGAGAAGAAGUUGCAGCUUUGCAGAAUUCAUCUUCUGUUGCUGGAGGGGAGGAUAAUGAUGAUGUUAAUGGGGAUGAUACUGGGGAAAAGCUUGUUGAACUUUAUGAGAAAUUGCAGAUAUUAGGGUCAGAUGCUGCUGAGGCUCAGGCUUCAAAGAUUCUUGCUGGGUUGGGUUUUACCAAGGAAAUGCAAGGUCGUCCUACCAAGUCAUUCAGUGGUGGCUGGAGGAUGAGAAUAUCUCUUGCAAGGGCACUUUUUGUGCAGCCAACUCUUCUAUUGUUGGAUGAACCCACUAAUCAUCUAGACCUUAGGGCUGUUCUCUGGUUGGAGGAGUAUUUAUGUCGAUGGAAGAAAACACUGGUUGUUGUUUCACAUGAUAGAGAUUUUCUUAACUCAGUAUGCACUGAAAUCAUUCAUCUACAUGAUUUGAAGCUUCACUUCUACAGAGGAAAUUUUGAUGAUUUUGAAUCAGGAUAUGAGCAACGUCGUAAAGAGAUGAAUAAGAAGUUUGAGAUUUAUGAGAAGCAGGUGAAAGCUGCUAAAAGGUCAGGGAAUCGGGUUCAGCAGGAGAAGGUAAAAGAACGAGCUAAGUUUGCUGCAGCCAAGGAAGCGGCAAAGAGCAAGGCAAAGGGAAAGGUUGAUGAAGAUGAAGCCCCAGCAGAGGCCCCAAAGAAGUGGAGAGACUACAGCGUGGAGUUCCACUUCCCUGAACCUACUGAGCUGACACCACCUCUUUUGCAGCUAGUAAAUGUAACCUUCAGUUAUCCAAAUCGGGCGGAUUUUAGGCUUUCAGAUGUUGAUUUGGGUAUUGAUAUGGGAACCCGUGUGGCCAUUGUUGGACCUAAUGGAGCUGGGAAAUCUACACUUUUGAAUCUUAUUGCUGGUGAUUUAGUUCCAACUGAAGGUGAAGUAAGAAGAAGUCAGAAGUUGAGGAUUGGCAGGUAUUCACAGCACUUUGUAGAUUUACUGACAAUGGAGGAGACACCAGUGCAGUAUCUUCUCCGUCUUCAUCCAGAUCAAGAGGGAUUUAGCAAGCAGGAGGCUGUUCGUGCAAAACUCGGGAAGUUUGGGCUUCCCAGCCAUAAUCACCUAACUCCAAUUGCAAAAUUAUCGGGAGGACAGAAAGCUAGGGUUGUCUUCACUUCAAUCUCUAUGUCAAAGCCACACAUAUUGCUAUUGGAUGAGCCCACAAAUCAUUUGGAUAUGCAGAGCAUCGAUGCUCUGGCUGAUGCUCUCGAUGAGUUUACUGGGGGAGUUGUCCUUGUCAGCCAUGAUUCCAGGCUCAUUUCCCGUGUUUGUGAGGAUGAAGAAAAGAGUCAAAUUUGGGUAGUAGAAAAUGGAACUGUGGACACCUUCCCAGGCACAUUUGAAGACUACAAGGAGGAGCUGCAAAGAGAGAUUAAAGCUGAAGUAGAUGAUUGAUAUUUUGCUUGGUUCCAAUUCCCCUGCUACCAGUUUUCGAUCCUCUCUUGUUCUCAUUUUACCCAUCUUUUCUUAUUUAUACGAGCAAAAAAACAAAUAAUGAAUUGAGAUUAGAGUCUGAGACAUGCAGUUUUUUCAAUCUUCUUCCUUAUCUCCUAUUCUCCCUACGAGAACAAGAUAUAUGUGAGUGUAUCUGUAUUGCGGAUGUGUCUGAACUUAAAAUCUAUGACCUUUUCCCCCAUUUGCAGACUCAGCACUUUUCUGUGAAUGCUAUUCAUAAUCUGAGUUAAAUAUGCUUGCUUGCAUUUUUUAUGUUCGCUAUAUGUUUGGGUCGGAUUCUUAACUUCUGGCUUGCUCUGAAUAAAAUACAGUGAAAAUGUAAGAAAACAAUCUCUGGUUUGCUCAUGUUUUGAGAUUCUUUGCCAUGUUAAUUUGUUCUUUGCAAUUUUGUCUAGCACAAAUUGAUUGUGAUGCAUGGUUUUGCUUGUCAUAUGCUGAGGAAAUUAACAGUCAUUGUGUUU